Molecule: messenger RNA, 942 nt
Organism: Ylistrum balloti
Lineage: Eukaryota; Metazoa; Mollusca; Bivalvia; Pectinida; Pectinidae
Product: adrenocorticotropic hormone receptor-like
Exons: 5
Coding region: 1-942 (313 amino acids)
Biological process (GO): G protein-coupled receptor signaling pathway
Cellular component (GO): membrane
Molecular function (GO): trace-amine receptor activity
Source: RefSeq, a predicted model, not a curated record
AUGUCUGGAAAUUUAAACGAGAACCCGUUAGGGGAGGCAAAUUUUGAGUACUUUGUAUUUUACGUGACCAUAUUCUUAAUCCUAACUUUAAUUAUUGUCGGAGGAAAUUGCGUUAUCAUAGUUACCGUGCUUCGCCAUCGAGAUCUCCAGCAGCCAUGCAAUUACAUGAUAGCCAGUCUUGCUGUCUCCGAUCUCCUAUUUGGGAUAUUCUACCCGAUCUACAACCUCGGCCAUCUUCGUGACAGUUCCAUCACACGUUUCCUUGCACAAAGGACCGUUUGUGAGGGGUUGAUCACCACUGUACAGUGGCUGGAAAUGAACUCGGCGUACCAUCUUGUCGCCAUUACUAUCAACCGUUACAUAGCCAUCGUCAAGCCUCUCCAGUACCACGUGUAUCUGACCUGUCGUAGAGCCGCUGUAGUUAUCUGUACAAUAUGGAUAACUACUCUAGUAACGUCAGCAGCCAUUUACUCUACAACAAACAGAGACAACAAGGAAGCAAAAGUGUGCCGUUAUGAGUUGAUUUUCACAGAAGCACAGAGCAUAAUCCUCACCAUCUUCAGCGGUGUCAUACCAAUUAGUGUGAUGGUCGUUCUCUACACUAUCAUCGCACGCAUCGCCAGAAAACAUAUACGUGAUAUAGCGGCGUGCUGUGGUGCUGACUUUCUAAAGCUGGGGAAACAUCAUGUAUUCCGCCGUGAGAUGAGGUCAACGUUGACAGUCAGUCUCUUGGUAGGAUACUUCGCCUUUGUGUGGGUCCCUCACUGCACUUACAUCGUGUACAGUGUUGCCUGCCAGUGUUACAUCAGUCCGUAUAUCAGGCUUUCCACUCGGAUGCUGGUAUACACAAACAAUGCCAUCAACAUUUUCAUCUACGCCGGUCGUAUCCAUCUCUUCCGAAAAUUGGCGAUGAAGGACAUCAAGCAAUGCUGUUCCAUUUGA